AGAGCGUCCCAGACUGCUAGGUGUCCGCCGUUUCGCGGGCGAGCAUCCUUGUCCCAGGACGCUAUCCUUCGCUCAACCGGCGCGUGCGCGGCACAAAGGCGCGCCCGCAUCCAUGCCCUAGCCAGGGUCUUAAGAAGUGCUCGCAGCCCGAGACGCGUAAUGCGAAGCUGAACUUGUGGCGGUCGGCGUCGUGCCGAGUUGAGCCAGGCGCGGGAGGACAGGGGCGCUGUAGUUUUGCUCGCAGCGCGCAGGGCGGGGCGCUCCUGGCAGGGGCUCAGCGGCCCGCGAGGAGCUGCAAAGGAGCAGGCGCGCUGUGGGCCUGAGAGGGGGCAUGGUUAAAGCACUGCCAUCAACCGUGAGCCCAGAGAGCCCGUCCUAAGCCAAUUUACUAACUCCGCAAGCUCCCUCACGCCCCUAAACCACGUCCCCGGAAACGGUUACGCGACAGAGACAUACUCAGACUCACGCGCUGCAGCCAAAGGACCAGGCGGAGGAAGGGUAUAACAGGGCACGGAGCACCGGGACUACUGCCCCGGUGGAGGACCUUGCACUAGACCUUGGGACGUGGGCACCGAGGCUCCCUGAGGCCAGAGUUCCGUACCAGCUAUGAAGUCUUACACUCCGUAUUUCAUGCUUCUGUGGAGUGCUGUUGGGAUAGCAAAGGCUGCCAAAAUCAUCAUCGUGCCGCCAAUUAUGUUUGAAAGCCAUAUAUACAUUUUCAAGACGUUAGCCUCUGCCUUGCAUGAGAGGGGCCACCACACAGUGUUCCUCCUUUCUGAAGGCAGAGACAUCGCUCCGUCUAAUCAUUACAGCCUCCAGCGCUACCCAGGGAUCUUUAACAGUACCACCUCGGAUGCUUUCCUGCAGUCCAAAAUGCGGAAUAUUUUCUCUGGGCGAUUGACGGCAGUCGAACUGUUUGACAUACUGGAUCACUAUACUAAGAACUGUGACAUGAUGGUUGGCAACCAUGCCCUGGUUCAGCGGCUAAAAAAGGAAAAGUUUGACCUGCUGUUGGUGGACCCUAAUGACAUGUGUGGAUUUGUGAUAGCUCAUCUUUUAGGCGUUAAAUAUGCUGUGUUUUCGACUGGCCUUUGGUAUCCUGCUGAAGUGGGUGCUCCUGCUCCAUUAGCUUAUGUUCCAGAGUUUAACUCACUUCUCACAGACCACAUGAAUUUGCUGCAAAGGAUGAAAAACACUGGCAUUUACCUCAUUUCCAGAUUAGGGGUCAGCCUUCUGGUUGUUCCCAAGUAUGAGAGGAUAAUGCAGAAGUACAGCCUGCUACCAGAGAAGUCCAUGUAUGAUUUGGUUCAUGGGUCCAGCCUGUGGAUGCUGUGUACUGACGUAGCACUGGAGUUUCCAAGACCCACUCUGCCUAAUGUGGUUUAUGUAGGAGGAAUCCUAACCAAACCAGCCAGCCCACUACCAGAAGAUCUCCAAAGGUGGGUAAAUGGUGCUGAUGAACAUGGCUUUGUACUAGUGUCUUUUGGAGCCUGUGUCAAGUAUUUGUCAGAAGACAUUGCUAGCAAACUGGCAGGAGCUCUGGCAAAAUUGCCUCAAAAAGUGAUCUGGAGGUUUUCUGGAACCAAACCAAAGAAUCUAGGAAACAACCACUAAGCUCAUAGAAUGGUUACACAAAACGAUCUGCUUGGCCAUUCAUAUAUUAAAGCCUUCCUGAGCCAUGGUGGUUUGAACAGUAUUUUUGAAACUAUGUAUCAUGGCAUACCUGUGGUAGGAAUCCCACUUUUUGGAGACCAUUAUGAUACUAUGACCCGGGUACAGGCAAAAGGCAUGGGGAUAUUGCUAGAGUGGAAGACAGUAACUGAAGGAGAGGUCUAUGAAGCACUGGUCGAAGUUAUCAAUAAUCCCAGCUACCGUCAGAGGGCCCAGAAGCUUUCAGAAAUCCACAAGGAUCAACCUGGUCACCCAGUCAAUCGGACUGUCUAUUGGAUAGAUUACAUUCUUCGUCACAAUGGAGCCCAUCAUCUACGUGCUGCUGUCCAUCAAAUCUCUCUCUGUCAGUAUUUUUUACUGGAUAUUGCCUUUGUGCUUUUGCUUGGUGCUGCCUUGUUUUACUUCCUCCUGUCCUGGGUGACAAAAUUUAUCUACAGAAAAAUCAAAAGUCUGUGGUCUAGAAAUAAGCAUAGCACAGUUAAUGGACAUUAUCACAGUGGAAUCCUCAAUGGCGAGUACAAAAGAAAUGGCCACAUUAAACAUGAAAAGAAGGUGAAAUGAGCCAGCAGCCCAAGUGAUAUUAACAAAUCUGCUCAGUCAUUGAAUUUUUAUCACUGUAAUUUAGUCUAACAACUACUGAAAGUAAAAGCAUCAGAAAGCAAUUCUAACACUCCCUAUCAGAUCUUACUAAUGAAAUUUUGUGGAAUUAAGAUGGCUGUAAAAAGCACAAACCUAAAAUGCAAAAACGUGUUUUAUCCAAAUACUGAUGCAGAGUUUUGGCACUGAACCUUUUAGAAACCUUAAUUAUUUAAAUCAACUAAAUGACUGUGUCAGACCUUAGUUUUAAAUUUUCAUGUGUGUGUGUCCCAGAUAAGGAACGGUUUCUUUUUUCUUAAAACGAUAGUAUGCGUGUAUAUGUGUGUGUGUCCUAAUUAAGAGAAUUUUAGCAGGCUGCUUGUUAUAUUUGUUGAAGAUACAACACAUUCAAAAAUGAAAUAGUUAACAGUCAGGAUCCAAAAUGUUUCUCUUCUAGCAUUUAAUAUGUGUGAACUCAGACCAUUACCCUGAAAGAACAUUUUUCUCUCAAAACUGAAUGCCGAGAAAGAAAAUGAAAAGAUAAAUGGCACAGUUUUUUUGUACUUUUCUGUUGGCUUAGUUUUUUUGUUUUGUUUUCCUUUGUUUUGUUUUUGUUUCCCUUUUCCUACAGACUACGGACACUUCUAGGGUAGUGGGGAACAUGUAAUUAAGUAAAUGUGCAAAUUGGUUUUCACAUCUUAUUUUUGUUUUCCCUCUAACAAUUUUCCUCUGGAAAAAAAUUAUAGCAUUUUUUUAUUUUAAUGAGUAACAUUAUGUUAAAUUUGUAAUUAAGACAUAAGAACAAAGCUCUGGCUUUGGUUCAAAGUACUGAAGAUUAUUGCAUUGUUACGUGGGGACACUGAGUGUUUAUGUAAUUGUUUGAUGGAUUUUCUAUAACGUGAUCUUUGAAUGUUCAGAUGUUAAUUCUUCCAAAGUUACAUCUUGAAAAAAAUUAUCUUCAUCCUUUUUACUGUCUGGGUCACACAAUCUGCAUUAAAUAGUUGCCAACAUUUAAUUCUUUUAAAUGGAACAUUUGCAGUUCUCCAUACUGGGACUUGCUUUAGAGCGUCUGGAGAGAUGUGAGAUCUUAUUAACCAUCCAAACUUUACAUGAUAUACAGAAGUGACAGAGAAAAUGUACCAAUUGUUCAUGAAAAUGAGUUCCUAUUUUUUUUCUUACUUCUUCAACCCCCGCUUCAGCACCUUUUUUCAGUCAUUGUGGCUGACAUGAAACAAUGACAGUAUUCAUUUGAGAGUAAGGAUGCAAGUUACAGAUAUAGAAUCAGGACCUCCCUGCUGAACCAUUCUCUGGUUGGCAACUAUGAGUUUACUUAGCAUUUGCACUACACAUGUUCAGUGUAUGCUUUAUUUUUUGUAGUUUAAAAUCCCACAUCUGAAAGCCGAGAAUUGAAAAAUAUACCAUUUACCUAUUGCCAUUCACUAACAUGGAAAGAGUUGUGAAAAUUCUAGAAUGCUGUAAGUCCUUGUCAUACACAAUGACAUACAACUGCAUUAUUCUCCCACCAGGAGCCACUCUCCUCUAUUUAGAAAUAAUGUCAAAAAUAGUUUUCUAAUAUACAGUGCAGACAAAUGUACUGCUCUCUAAAUACUUGAAGAAAUGAUAUUAUGCAUAUAAGCCUAUUAGUUAUACUUUUUCACAAUCUUAUCACAAUGUUGCAGUUAAAAGGGAAAAAGACAAAGGCAGUGAAUGGUGGGAUGGUAACAGGACUUAAGAGUGUAUGAAUGAGUUGAUUUUACUUUUUGGAAUUGGAUGAAAUUGACAGUAAACACUGACUGGAUGAUUAAGCGUAAGUUAAUCUCCACUGUGAUAUAAAACUUAAACAAUAAACAUGAUUUAAAAUAGA
This is a messenger RNA of Choloepus didactylus (southern two-toed sloth), 4111 nucleotides long. It is a transcript of the gene UGT8, whose product is annotated as UDP glycosyltransferase 8. The transcript is spliced from 7 exons. The record is from RefSeq and is a predicted model, not a curated record. Gene Ontology annotation, molecular function: UDP-glycosyltransferase activity. NCBI's taxonomy places the organism in Eukaryota, Metazoa, Chordata, Mammalia, Pilosa, Megalonychidae.